Messenger RNA from Drepanopeziza brunnea f. sp. 'multigermtubi' MB_m1, 627 nucleotides. RefSeq lists its product as uncharacterized. The record is from RefSeq and is a predicted model, not a curated record. NCBI's taxonomy places the organism in Eukaryota, Fungi, Ascomycota, Leotiomycetes, Helotiales, Drepanopezizaceae. Gene Ontology annotation, biological process: vesicle-mediated transport. Gene Ontology annotation, molecular function: GTP binding; GTPase activity.
AUGGCGCAAGCAGGAGGAUCAUACAAUAACCCGCUGAAGAAGUUCAAGUUGGUCUUUUUAGGAGAGCAGAGCGUCGGCAAGACUUCCCUCAUUACGCGCUUCAUGUACGAUUCGUUCGACAACAUGUACCAGGCGACGAUAGGAAUCGAUUUUCUCUCGAAAACCAUGUACCUCGAAGACCGAACCGUACGGCUGCAGUUAUGGGAUACAGCCGGACAAGAGCGUUUCCGGAGUCUGAUCCCAUCCUACAUCCGAGACUCGAGCGUAGCGGUUGUUGUUUACGAUAUCUCAAAUGCGAAAUCCUUCCAAAAUACAAGGAAAUGGGUCGACGAUGUGAGGGGGGAGCGAGGGAACGAUGUGAUCAUCGUGUUGGUAGGGAACAAGACGGAUUUGAAUGACAAGCGCGAAGUGACUACACAGCAAGGAGAGGAGGAAGCCAAGAAGAACAACCUGAUGUUCAUUGAAACAAGUGCGAAGGUUGGCCACAAUGUCAAGAACCUAUUCAAGAGGAUAGCACAAGCUUUGCCAGGCAUGGACGGUGCAGAGGGCUCUGCGGCUACUGGAAACCAAAUGAUUGAUGUUAGCAUCAACCCAACUCCAGCCAACCAGGAGGGCUGUGCUUGCUAG